This is a messenger RNA of Galleria mellonella (greater wax moth), 2351 nucleotides long. RefSeq names its product pentatricopeptide repeat-containing protein 1, mitochondrial. NCBI's taxonomy places the organism in Eukaryota, Metazoa, Arthropoda, Insecta, Lepidoptera, Pyralidae. Gene Ontology annotation, molecular function: protein binding; tRNA binding. Gene Ontology annotation, cellular component: mitochondrial matrix. The record is from RefSeq and is a predicted model, not a curated record. The transcript is spliced from 4 exons. Gene Ontology annotation, biological process: tRNA 3'-end processing. The coding region runs from base 213 to 2327 and encodes 704 amino acids.
UAUCUAAUGUUUUGUUUUCACAUCUUUUACUUAGUCUUCUUAAACAUUAUUUAUUACUUUUUACCAAGUUUUGUUAAUUAAAUUACCCAUGCGUUCAUUGUUCUUUUCUUCUUGUUAAAUGUUGUUAAAUUCGUGUUGUGAGUAAAUUUUUCUUUCAGAUUUGACUUGCUAAUUUUUAAAUGAAUUGUAAAAUAUCUUAGUUCUUAUUAAAAAUGGCAUUUCGUUGCUUGAAAUUAUUGAGAAAUGUAAGGAAUAAUACUGUAUUUCGUUGUAAUCUUAUAUCAUCUUCAGUACCAGUAGUAGAAGAGAAAAAAAGAAUUUCUAACCUUAAAGAAUACAAAACUGAAAAGAAUUUCCUGUAUCUAGAAGAUCCAGACACAUUUGGUACUUUAUCAUUAAAAUCUCCAUCACAUAGUGAUGAAUUACAAGAUGAAAGUGAUAUUAAAGAAGAACAGUAUUUACAGAAUCUACCACUAAAGUCACAAAAAUUGACCAUAAAACAAUAUGCAGAUUUAAUUAAGCAGUAUCUGAAGUAUAAUAGAUUGAAGGAAGCUAUUGAUGUUUUGGAAGUUAGAAUGUUAACUCAAGAUAGAGUAAAACCUGAGAAUUAUAUCUACAAUAUAUUAAUUGGGGCUUGUGCCGAGGUUGGUUUUACUAAAAAAGCAUUUAAGUUAUACAAUGAUAUGAAAAGACGUGCUCUUAAACCAACUGGGGAUACAUAUACAUGUUUGUUUGUGGCGUGUGCUAAUAGCCCUUGGCCUUCAUAUGGCUUGAAAAAUGCAAGACAUUUACGUUCACUUAUGAUUGAAAAAGGAAUUGAACCAAACUUGACUAAUUAUAAUUCAAUGAUUAAAGCAUUCGGUCGAUGUGGAGACAUAUCUGAAGCAUUUAAAAUAGUUGAUGAAAUGGUUUCAAAAAAAAUUAAAAUAAGAGUUCAUACAUAUAACCAUCUUUUACAUGCUUGUAUAUCGGACAAAAAUUUGGGAUUGAGACAUGCUCUAAUAGUUUGGAGAAGGAUGCUCAAGUCCAGAGAGAAACCUAAUAUUUAUUCAUUUAAUCUUAUGUUGAAAUGUGUCAAAGAAUGUAAUUUAGGUACUAAGGAAGAUAUUGAAGAAUUAAUAGGUAUAAUUCAAAAUUUGAUUGAUGUUACAAGACCUGUAACACUACAAAUUGAGUCUAAAGGUGAGACUGCACUAUCUAAUAACCAAAAUAGUAAGCAAAUGCUUCUAGUGUCAUCUACAAAUCCAGUUAAUAAUGAAAGCAGCAGUAAUAUAAGAUCCAUGGCGGAAAAAGUAAUUAGUUCAGGUGAAACUGUAACAAAUAGUCAAUCAAUUCCAGUAACAGAUAAUAAACAAAUAACCAUUAUUAAAGAUGAUGAGAAUAUAACUUUAGAAUUUGUUGGAAAAUUGGCUAAACCAGCUACUGUAACAGAGAAAAGGACAGUACCAAAUCUACUUUCAAAAGUGUUACAAAUGAAAGAAGUACUGGCAUUGCAAGAGAUUGGUUCAACACAAGAAAAAUUUGCUGUUUUGGGGGGAAUGGAAGAUUUUCUCAAGGAAAUGAAAGAAGUAAAUGUGACGCCUGAUAUUAAAAUAUUUACACAAAUGCUACCAUUGAUUGAAGAGUCUAGAGAAGCUGAAAUGCAAUUAAUUGAUACAAUGAAGGGUUUUGAUAUUAGAGCAGAUAUAGAUUUUUACAAUAUGUUAAUUAAAAAAAGAUGUUUGAGAUGUGAUUAUGAUGGUGCAUUUGAUAUAGAGCAUAUGAUAGACGAAGAAAACAAAUUUCUGAAAAAAAAAUAUCCACUGAAGAAAAAAUUAAGGCUAAAACGUAACAUAAUGACUUAUGGUGUACUAGCUAUGGCAUGUAAAACGAAAGAGCAUGCUGAAAAAUUACUAAAUGAAAUGAAGUCUGCACAAAUAAAAAUCAACAUAGAAAUCUUAGGAACGCUGCUCAGACAUGGCACUGCACAUGCUAGAUUCAGCUAUGUAGUUUAUGUAAUGAACAUUGUAAAGGAAGAAAACGUUAAAAUAAAUGACAUAUUCCUUAAACAUUUGGAAGAAUUCAAUGAUAAGUGCUCAAGUAUAAUUCAGAGUAAAGAAAAUAAACAAUCAGACACAUUUGUAAAAUCCUAUGAAAAGUUUUCAGAGUUUUAUAAGAAUUGGUUGAAAGAUCUCAAUGUUGAGGAGGCAUUGAAACCAGAACAUCCUUGGUUACAAUUUCAAGUAUCUUAUCCAGACACAAUUCAACAUCAAAACAUAAAAAUUGUAGAGCCUAAAAAGUUUUAUAAAAGAAAUAAGAAAUAUGUCGAAUAUAAAGUAAAAAAUUAGAAUAAAAUACAAAUCAUUUCUAAA